GAUGGGGGCUAAGACCUUUUGAAAAUCUUAUAAAGCUAAUACUCGUAUAUAAACAAAGCAUUAAGUGUAAAGCAUAUCACAAACAGUUUGCCGGUUCGUCGAAAACAGCUAACGGCUUUCACACUCGUGUAAAAAAACCGAUAAAACAAUGGAAAAUGACUUCGUUAUCAUCACGGAAAGAACGGCCAUAACAUUGGACCAGCUGAUGAAUUUUACUAUAACCCUUUACGAAGCACAUUGUUAUACACAGGUGCAACUAUCACGCGAUUUUAUAACGAAGUUGCUCAAAGAGCUGAAUGCAGUGCCAGAAAAAACCGAAUAUAUUCAAAGACAAAUCGUGCGCGCAACAAAUAUUUUGGAGACAAUUGAGAAGAGCAAUGCGAAUGAGUCGAAAAGUUGGCUUGACGAUGAACGACUCGCGCUUUUGAAUGGAACUAUACAAUUGUUUGUCGACUUAAAUGCAUUGACGAAGAGUAAUGAUACCGCAAGCGAGACAGUUAUCAUGAAAAAGGUGGUGGAUAAUGCCGAAUUGCAAGUGCUCUUCAAUUAUGUGGAUGAGUUGGUAAAAACGACCGAGCGAAACUAUAGCGCUGUUUUGCGUCAGUUCUUUCGUUUCCUAGGAGACGAAGAGCGCAAAUCGUUUCCGAUUAUAACCAAUUUGUACGAUGAAUAUCAGACGGCAUCAUUGGAAGGAAAAUUUAAGAUUAUAUUGAAAUUAUAUGAAAUGUUCAGCCACUACAAAAAUAAAUAAAAAUUUGGUACUUUUAA
Zeugodacus cucurbitae (melon fly) is the source of this 768-nucleotide messenger RNA. RefSeq lists its product as uncharacterized. The transcript has 2 exons. Lineage: Eukaryota; Metazoa; Arthropoda; Insecta; Diptera; Tephritidae. Bases 149 to 751 code for a protein of 200 amino acids. The record is from RefSeq and is a predicted model, not a curated record.